Molecule: messenger RNA, 1948 nt
Organism: Seriola aureovittata
Lineage: Eukaryota; Metazoa; Chordata; Actinopteri; Carangiformes; Carangidae
Gene: slc35g2a
Product: solute carrier family 35 member G2a
Exons: 2
Coding region: 380-1741 (453 amino acids)
Cellular component (GO): membrane
Source: RefSeq, a predicted model, not a curated record
AGCUCUGGAGGAGCAUCUGUAUCAGUGCUCAGUGUGUGACAGGCGGGCAGACGGUCGCCAUAAAUAAAAUAAAAAACCUCCAGCAGAGUGGGGGAGUGAGGUGACCGCAGGUGUCGGGUCUGGCCGGGCUGAGGCGCGAGGCGUGCCGCGGUGCCCUUGAGGAACACUCCCGACUGCCUGCCGCAGGAGAAAGAGGGGGGAAAAAGAAAAAGGAGGAGAGGUUUAAAAAGAAGCAGGAGAGCGUAUGGCCAAGAUGAGGUGAUGGAGCGUUGGAGAUGCUCUGUAAAUGACUGAGGCUGAGCGAGAGUGACGUUCAACCCGGUGGGAUCAUCCGCUGGUCUGCGGGCAAGCAGGUGUCUGUCUUCUCUGAAGUUUCAAAAUGGAGUCCACUCACCUCCUGGGCAGCUCAAAGAAGAGAGUCAAGAUCCACCCUCACACCGUCACAGCCAAAUACGCCACGCAUGCCCCAUACUCCCCUCAACCUGGAGUGCACACGCACUUCCCUCAGCCCGGGGACGAUGGCUAUGACGACGCCCCGUCUUUUGAGGACUUUGGCUCCUUCCUCGUGGAGACGUCAGACAGGAAACAGCUGACGGAGACCAGGAGGUGGCCUCUGACUCUGUUUGGUUCCAGAGACAAAGACAAGGAUACAGCCCCGAAAGCUCAGGCUGCUGUGGGAGGAGAUGGAGGUGAGGGGGCAGCCAAGACAGCAAAGGGUUCUGGGAAAGGGGUAGGGGAACAGCUGGCCAGUUUUGGGGAGGCAUCUGUGUCUGCGUCUCGGCUCACCUGGGUGGGGCUGCUGGGUGCCGCGCUGGCUCACGGCUGUCUGAUCGUCCUGACCCGCCUGGCUUCUGAACGCUUCAGCCUCGGCCCCCUCUUUCUACUCUUAGUUCGAUCCGUCGUCCAGCUCCUCUCUGUGGCUGUACCACUGCACAGGGGGGAGAACCCUUUCGGACCAGAGGGCCAUCGUCUACGUCUGCUCUGCUAUGGCAUCGCCUACUCACUUUCCCUCUGCUGCGCCUACUCAUCCCUAACCUUCGUCUCUCCCGGAAACGCUACGACGACCUGGCGCCUGGCGACUACAGCGCUGUCAGCGACCCUGGCCUUCCUGCUCCUGGAGGAGAGGCUGGGAUUGGCUGACGGGAUCACCAUAGGUGCAGGGCUGUGUGGUUUGGGGCUUCUGUUACUUCCCACAGUGGAUGAGAGCAACUCAGACCGACCAACAGACCCGGUUGUGUUCUGGAGGGGUGCUUUCGGCUGGUCUCUCUCGGCGCUUGCGGGACUGUGGAUGGCCCUGGCGCUGGUCGGGUAUCGUUCCCUGAAGGAGAGGGUGGGAGUUGGAACAGCUUUGUUCACAGUAAGCUGGACGGGCUGCCUGCUCGCCCCAGCCUCCUUGGCUCUGCUCCAGGAGGGCUGGUCCUGGCCUACGAGCACCACAGCUUGGGGCUUGGUCCUGGGCCUGGUCGCCUGCUCGGUAGCAGCCUUCCUGGGGAUGACGCACGCCCUCACACGCCUCCACCCGGCUCUGGUGUCCGCCUCUCAGAGCCUGGAGAUACCUAUCGCCAUGCUCCUGCAUCUGGCCGUGCUGCCGCUGGUUCCCACUGCGCCUGAUGUCGUCGGGAGCGUGAUGGUCAUACUGAGCGUCGGUUGGCUGGUGGCGAUGAAGCUGCUCCCCUCUCGAGGGGGCGGGCGGCGCCAAAGGGAAGAGUAUGAAGAGAUUCUGGACUCACCCAUCAAAUAGACACCUCUUCUCACCUCCACUUUCUCUCCCGCUCACUCCCUCCUCCAUGAGAUUGGUUCCAGUGUACAUAAAAGACUGCUGAAUGUUUAUUGGAGCGUUAUCUAUUUUGUAUUGUCCUCUUUGCUUUUGGGAAAGUGCCAAUAUUGUGUUGUCUGUUAUGGUGACUAUGUGAUGUGACAUUAAAAUCUCUCUGAUGACCACAAUGCA